AGGGAUGGUCUAGUCAUUUCAGCAAGAUUGGAAGCCAGAGGGAGAAAUGGCUUGGAUGCUUUUUGGUCUUGGGGGGAUGGAAGUCUGUGGUGGCCCGAGAAAAUGCCCACGGGCCCUAAGAGGUGUGGGAGAAGGAUGUGUGACCGGAAUGGAGGCCGGCGGCUUCGGCAGUGGCUGAUCGAGCAAAUCGACAGCAACAUGUACCCAGGGCUGAUUUGGGAAAAUGAUGAGAAGAGCAUGUUCCGGAUCCCUUGGAAACACGCUGGCAAACAAGAUUAUAAUCAGGAAGUCGAUGCCUCCAUUUUCAAGGCCUGGGCAGUUUUUAAAGGGAAAUUUAAGGAAGGGGACAAAGCUGAACCGGCCACGUGGAAGACGAGGCUACGCUGUGCUUUGAACAAGAGUCCAGAUUUUGAGGAAGUGACAGACCGGUCCCAGCUGGACAUUUCCGAGCCAUACAAAGUUUACCGCAUCGUCCCUGAGGAAGAGCAAAAAUGCAAAGUAGGCGUGGCGAUGCCUGGCUGUGUGAAUGAAGUCACGGACAUGGAGUGUGGGCGUUCCGAAAUUGAUGAGCUGAUCAAGGAGCCUUCUGUGGACGAGUACAUGGGGAUGGUCAAAAGGAGCCCUUCCCCACCUGAAACCUGCAGGAAUCAGCUCCUCCCAGACUGGUGGAUGCAGCAGCCCAGUGCAGCAGGCUUGCCACUGGUGCCGGGGUACACUGCCUACGAUGCACACCAUUCAGCCUUCUCCCAGAUGGUCAUCAGCUUCUACUACGGGGGCAAGCUGGUGGGCCAGACCACCACCACUUGCCCUGAGGGUUGCCGCCUGUCCCUGAGCCAGCCAGGUCUGCCCGGUGUCAAAAUGUACGGGCUCGAGGGCCUGGAGCUGGUGCGCUUCCCGCCAGCGGACACCAUCCCCAGCGAGCGCCAGAGGCAGGUGACGCGAAAGCUGUUCGGGCACCUGGAGCGUGGAGUGCUGCUGCACAGCAGCCGACAGGGUGUGCUGGUCAAGCGGCUGUGCCAGGGCCGCGUGUUCUACAGUGGCAACGCUGUGCUGUGCAAGGAUAGGCCCAACAAGCUGGAGCGUGACGAGGUGGUCAAGGUCUUCGACACCAGCCAGUUCUUCCGAGAGCUGCAGCAGUUCUAUAACAACCAGAGCCGGCUUCCCGACAGUCGAGUGGUGCUGUGCUUCGGAGAAGAGUUUCCAGAUAUGACCCCCUUGCGCUCGAAACUCAUUCUUGUGCAGAUUGAACAACUCUACGUCCGGCAGCUGGUAGAAGAAGCUGGGAAGAGCUGUGGUGCUGGGUCCAUGAUGCAGGCUCCCGAGGAGCCCCAGCCAGACCAGGUCUUCCGGAUGUUUCCAGAUAUUUGUGCCUCUCACCAGAGACCCUUUUUCAGAGAAAACCAACAGAUCACAGUUUAAGUCUCUCUCGGGCACCCCCACCCCGCCCACAUCUCACAUGUCACUAUUACAAUUACUGUCGUAAUUAUUUAAGGAUGUGGGGUCCCCUGACCUGGGGUGGGACGCCUCACUCUGCUCUUAAUUUAGUAAGGGCGUUCUCGGAGGCCUUGACAUUGAAAACAAAGCUAUAUCUACUGUUCAGAUAUAAGCAUUGAAACUCACGCUAAAUGGUAUGAAUGCUGUACCUAGGAUGAAAACAUUCUUUUCCUGCCCUUUUCCCCUAAUUAUCAUUAGUUGCUAUGAUUCUUUCAGCAUUUUGGGAUAAUUGAUAUUUCCAAACACUGGGCAUUCAAUUCAGCUAGGCCUUAGCUGCUUCCAGGAAAGACAUUUGGAGAUCGACCUGGGAGAACAAAGCUGCUUUUCAUCUUUAUCUUUUGUUAGAGCUAUAGCUGUAUGAUUUUAUGUGCUUGAUUCCAUGUGAAGUAUCUUUUUACUUUUAAGCAUGAUUUGAAAAUACUUAGAUACUUAGCCUCCCUUUAAUACGUGAAAACAAAAUUCUUGCCUUGUUAGGAGAAGGUAUAUUCUUCCCAGAAUUCGGUGCUAGGGAAGCUUUUCCAUCACCAGGUGAACUGGUGUAUUUUUACCUUCAGACAAUGAGAAAUUGCCCUUUGGCCCUUGUUGCCAGGAAGGUUGGAGCUAAGUUAGAGCUAAAUUUAUUUUUCCAUUUUUAUAAUGAAACCAACGCCAGAUACCUCUCUCUUUUCUUCUUUCUAAAUUGUUGUGACCUAUUUUAAAAAUAUUUGUACUUUUAAUUCUACUGUUUUACAUGUCUUAUUAUAAAUUGCUUUGAAGCUUUUCUUUCUUUCUUACUUUUUUUUUUGUUUUUUUAUAAAGUGGGCAGGAUAUAAACCACAAGUUCAAAAACUAAUUGUGGCUUGUACGAGCAUUCUGAUUGUGCCUUCGAUUCAGUCAACCCAUUCACCAGCCGGUGGUGUGUAGUGUGUGGGCGUGGCUAGAGUGGCUUGGGGGCUGUGGAUGACAUGUGUUAGCCUGUCACCGCUACACUGGUCCAGGGGUGGACUGUGUGGGAGCAUGCCUUCCCCCGUCCCUGCCACUCCUUGGGGAUCAAGAUGGUCCCACUCCCUACCAAAUUCUGCUCAACAGAGUUGUCUCUUGGGAUUUCAAUGGAGAAGUCCCAGUGUUAGCCUUAGAAGAACUUACCCUAUUUACUAGCAAAGAAGAUGCCCUUACUACCCCCAGGAUGUGUCAAAAUGUUUACUCUACAUCAUGAUGCUAAUCAAAAGCUAGACAGAAGAUGGAAAACAAUGGCUUGGCUGAAUGACGGUGGCAAUUCGCACCAUCUUACUGACAGUCCAGGAGGCAGGAUAGCCCAUCUCUACAACCACUUUAAAACCGCUUUCAGGAUUAAAAAGCCCUUGAACGUUUUUUCUAGAAAGGUGUUGUAUGUUGCUAGGUUGGGGUGCCCUUGAUUUGUCUGUCUGUUCCCAUGUGGUGCGCUGCGACUGACAGAGAUUGGCACCCAUGGUGUGUGUUGAGCGCCGGCCCCACUUUCUGCCAGUGCAGAGUUUGUUGAUCUGGCUGAGUCCGUCCCACCAAGGGUGUAGACACCGCGCAGUUUUAGGGGGUUGGGGAUGGUCCUUUUGCCUCCCUUCCCCUCUCUUGGUGGUGGGGAAAAGAAUCUUUUCUCUAUUCUUUUUGCUUUAUCACCCAACCUGAGUCACCAUCACCCCUGACUCAGACUCUCACAAUGAAAGGGCAGGAAGGGGGCCUCACCUGUCAACACCCAUUCGGAGAAAUGGGAGAAGGUGUUGGGGUUUGGGGGACAGAUUGCCCCAGCUCAGCCGACCUGGUGGUCUUGGGAACACGAAAGUCUCUCAUUUAAAAUCUGAAAAGCCACAGAAUGCCCCUUAACUGUCCCAUUUUUACUGCUGUGAGGGUGACGCAGGUGUAGUGCUCAUCACACUUCAUAAACGUG
This is a messenger RNA of Rhinolophus ferrumequinum (greater horseshoe bat), 3394 nucleotides long. It is a transcript of the gene IRF8, whose product is annotated as interferon regulatory factor 8. Gene Ontology annotation, molecular function: RNA polymerase II cis-regulatory region sequence-specific DNA binding; DNA-binding transcription factor activity, RNA polymerase II-specific; protein binding. The transcript has 9 exons. The record is from RefSeq and is a predicted model, not a curated record. Gene Ontology annotation, biological process: immune system process; regulation of transcription by RNA polymerase II. NCBI's taxonomy places the organism in Eukaryota, Metazoa, Chordata, Mammalia, Chiroptera, Rhinolophidae. Gene Ontology annotation, cellular component: nucleus. Bases 103 to 1419 code for a protein of 438 amino acids.